Argiope bruennichi is the source of this 2451-nucleotide messenger RNA. RefSeq names its product ATP-binding cassette sub-family E member 1-like (gene pix). Gene Ontology annotation, molecular function: ATP binding; iron ion binding; ribosomal small subunit binding. Lineage: Eukaryota; Metazoa; Arthropoda; Arachnida; Araneae; Araneidae. The transcript has a single exon. Gene Ontology annotation, biological process: translational initiation; ribosomal subunit export from nucleus; translational termination. The coding region runs from base 62 to 1867 and encodes 601 amino acids. The record is from RefSeq and is a predicted model, not a curated record.
GGUUUUUUUUAAUUUUCUUUUUACGUCCACCAUUUAAUUCUUGCACGUGUCAACAACCAAUAUGGCAACUCAAGAUAAGCUAACAAGAAUUGCCAUUGUUAAUAAUGACAAAUGUAAACCAAAAAGAUGUAAACAAGAAUGUAAGAAGUCUUGUCCUGUUGUUCGUAUGGGUAAACUAUGUAUCGAAGUGACGCCAAAUGAUAAGAUCGCUACCAUUUCGGAAGAGUUAUGCAUUGGAUGUGGUAUUUGUGUCAAGAAAUGUCCAUUUGAAGCCAUCUCAAUUAUUAAUCUUCCAAGUAAUUUAGAAAAAGAUACAACUCACAGGUACAGUCAAAAUUCUUUUAAACUCCACAGGCUGCCUACACCCCGACCUGGUGAAGUAUUAGGAUUGGUUGGAACUAACGGUAUUGGAAAAUCUACUGCUCUGAAAAUUUUAGCUGGUAAAUUAAAACCUAAUCUUGGUAGAUUUCAAGAUCCUCCAGACUGGACAGAAAUAUUGGCCCAUUUUCGAGGAUCUGAAUUGCAAAACUAUUUCACUAAGAUUUUAGAGGAUGACCUCAAGGCUAUUAUUAAGCCUCAAUAUGUAGAUCAAAUUCCAAAAGCAGUUCAAGGUUCAGUGCAGCAAUUACUGGAUAAAAAGGAUGAAUUGAAGAAUCAAAAUUUGAUUUGUCAAAUGUUGGACUUGGGAAAUGUACGAGAACGACAAGUUCAAGAAUUAUCUGGUGGAGAAUUGCAGCGUUUUGCAUGUGCUAUUGUUUGUAUCCAGAAAGCUGACAUAUUUAUGUUUGAUGAGCCUUCCAGCUACUUAGAUGUCAAGCAGCGUCUUAAAGCUGCCGAAGCAAUUCGUUAUUUGAUCCAUCCUGAUAAAUACAUAAUUGUUGUGGAGCACGAUUUAUCUGUUUUAGAUUAUUUAUCUGAUUUCAUUUGUUGUUUGUAUGGUGUCCCUGGUGCUUAUGGUGUUGUCACUAUGCCUUUUUCAGUAAGAGAAGGGAUCAAUAUUUUUCUUGAUGGUUUUGUACCAACCGAAAAUUUACGUUUUCGAGAUGUGUCUUUAGUUUUUAAGGUUUCUGAAACAGCUUCUGAAGAAGAGAUCAAAAGGAUGUGUCGUUAUGAAUAUCCUAAAAUGUACAAAACCUUAGGUAGUUUCAAAAUGUCUGUAGAACCUGGAACUUUUACAGACUCUGAAAUUAUUGUAAUGUUGGGAGAAAAUGGAACAGGUAAAACUACUUUCAUCAGAAUGAUGGCUGGAAAAUUGCAACCAGAUGGUGGUGGAAAUGUUCCACCUUUGAAUAUUAGCUACAAACCUCAAAAGAUAUCUCCCAAGAGUCAAGGAACAGUGAGACAAUUAUUGCAUGAAAAAGUUCGUGAUGCUUACAUUCAUCCUCAGUUUAUUGCUGAUGUGAUGAAGCCAUUGCAGAUUGACAACAUCAUUGAUCAAGAAGUAAGGAACUUGUCUGGAGGUGAAUUGCAACGAGUUGCUUUAGUGCUUUGUUUGGGUAAGCCAGCUGAUGUAUACCUUAUUGAUGAACCUUCAGCUUACUUGGAUUCCGAGCAACGUUUGGUCGCAGCUAAAGUCAUCAAGCGUUUUAUUCUUCAUGCCAAGAAGACUGGUUUUGUCGUAGAGCACGAUUUCAUCAUGGCAACUUACCUUGCUGAUCGAGUUAUUGUAUUUGAAGGUAAGCCUUCUGUGGAGACAUUAGCAAAUACACCUCAGACAUUAUUGGCUGGCAUGAACAAAUUCCUUGAGCUCCUGAACAUUACAUUCCGAAGGGAUCCAAAUAAUUAUCGACCACGUAUCAAUAAAUUGAAUUCUGUCAAAGAUACUGAGCAAAAGAAAGGAGGAAACUAUUUCUUUUUAGAAGAUUAAUGAUUGUUCCAGUUAGAUUGAAAUUGGCAAGAUGUAUCACAAUGAUUAAAAGGUACUGGGAAAUAAUUUAAAACAAACUUUUUUCUUUUUUCAGUUUUAUUUUAUUUUGGAAAACUAUUUUGUAAUAUUGCUAAACCAAAUAUGAAAAGCUUUUUUAUACUAUUCUGUGAAGUAUUUUGUUAUGAUAGAAAUUUAUUUCUGUUUUGAACUUAGUUCUAGAUUUGCAAAAUCUAUUAUUUAAUUUUCAGAAAUAUGAGAUAGUUUGAAUUAUUUUUUUAUUGAAAUAAAAUAUUUGUUUCAAUUUAGGAAACAUGAAAUAUUUAUAAAAAAUAUUAUUACAAAAAGUAGAAAUUUACAGAUUGUUAUAAUUGACAUCGAAUUCUGAAGCAUUAAUUGUUAAAGCAUAGUGAUAUUAUAUACCUGACUGAAUUGGGUUUUAAAAUAAUUUUUGUAAAAUAAUUGUAUUGAUGCUAAUAACAAAACAAAAAGUAUUGUAUUUUGCCACCAAACAAUUGACAUUCAAUCAAUUUUUGAAUUGAUGCUUUGCAUGAUAAUUCAAUAAAGUAUUUGUUUUAUUGGCUGAA